This is a messenger RNA of Trichoplusia ni (cabbage looper), 1524 nucleotides long. It is a transcript of the gene cn, whose product is annotated as kynurenine 3-monooxygenase. Gene Ontology annotation, biological process: NAD+ metabolic process; quinolinate biosynthetic process; L-tryptophan catabolic process. Gene Ontology annotation, cellular component: mitochondrial outer membrane. The transcript has 10 exons. Gene Ontology annotation, molecular function: NAD(P)H oxidase H2O2-forming activity; kynurenine 3-monooxygenase activity; FAD binding. The record is from RefSeq and is a predicted model, not a curated record. The coding region runs from base 140 to 1492 and encodes 450 amino acids. NCBI's taxonomy places the organism in Eukaryota, Metazoa, Arthropoda, Insecta, Lepidoptera, Noctuidae.
UCUGAAGCACAAUAGUCGAGCAUCGUCGUCCGUUAAUAAUGCAGUUUUAGUGCAACAAUAAUUUAUUUCAAUUCGAUUUUUUUUACAUUACUUUGUUCGAAUUUAGUUUUGUGAAUAAGUGGAGCCAUGGCUUUACAGAAUGGACAUUCAAAAAAAACAGCUGGAUGUGGUUGUCGUUGGCGGGGGAUUGGUGGGAUCUCUAGAAGCUUUAUAUUUAGCAAAAAGAGGACAUCGAAUUCGCCUAUAUGAGUUUCGUGAAGAUAUCAGAUACACUCCUCAAGCGAGAGGAAGGUCAAUAAACUUGGCGUUAUCAGUGCGCGGGAGGCGAGCGCUGAAGGAUGUGGGCGUCGAGACACACAUGAUCGAGGAACAUGGGAUCCCUAUGAAAGCAAGGAGGAUUCACCGAAUGGACGGGUCUACUUACGCUAUACCAUACGAUGCUAGGACCAAGCAGUGCAUUUACUCCGUUGGCAGAAACUACUUAAAUGCGAGGCUUUUGCAAGAGUCAGAAAACUACAGCAAUGUCGAGAGGUAUUUUAAACACAAAUUAGUUGAAGCAAACUUACGGAAAGGAGCGUUAACAUUCCUCAACACGGACACAAAUGAAACAGUACAUGUGACAGCUGACUUGGUCAUCGGAGCUGAUGGCGCCUUCUCCGCCGUCCGCAAGGCUAUGAUGAAGCAGCCACUCUUCGACUACAGCCAGAAAUACAUUGAACAUGGCUACCUAGAGCUGUGCAUACCACCGGACGAAAAUGGCGGCUUUCAGAUGCCCGCAAAUUAUCUUCACAUCUGGCCUAGAGGGGAAUUCAUGAUGAUUGCGCUUCCUAAUCAGGACUGUUCUUGGACAGUGACCCUAUUCAUGCCCUUCAUCAAAUUUAAAAACUUAGACACUAAAGAAAAGCUUUUGGCCUUCUUUGAAAAGUACUUCCCGGAUUCAAUUGAUUUGAUUGGCAAAGAUAAGCUUAUUGAAGACUUUUUCGCUGGUUCCCCAUCUCCGUUGGUCGCUAUUAAGUGUCGUCCUUAUCACGUGGAAGACAAAGCUCUGCUGAUAGGAGAUGCGGCGCAUGCCGUGGUACCUUUCUACGGUCAGGGCAUGAACGCAGGUUUCGAAGACUGCACCUUACUUGACCAGCUCUUCCAGAAGCAUAAUGACAACCUUGCAGAAAUUCUAGAAGAGUUCUCUAAUUCCAGAUGGGAAGAUACCUUUGCUAUCAGUGAUUUAGCUAUGUAUAAUUAUAUUGAGAUGCGAGACCUAGUAACUCGUCCUUCGUACCUCAUUCGGAAAGCUGUGGAUGACUUCAUAUUUUGGCUACUACCUAACUUCUGGGUUCCUCUGUACAACUCUGUGACAUUCUCAACGAUGCCUUACAGUCAAUGCAUCAAGAACCGUGAAUGGCAGGACAGGUUACUGAAGAAGUUCUUCACGUUUGGAGGAUUUGCUGCGGCAGUAGGCGGUGCUUUUGCAUUAAAGUUAAAAUAUUUAAAGUAAUAAUAAAAGUAUACGUUAUAUGCUUUAAUUUA